Messenger RNA from Salarias fasciatus (jewelled blenny), 2271 nucleotides. RefSeq names its product cytochrome b5 type B (gene cyb5b). Gene Ontology annotation, molecular function: heme binding. Gene Ontology annotation, cellular component: intracellular membrane-bounded organelle; membrane. The transcript is spliced from 5 exons. The coding region runs from base 256 to 726 and encodes 156 amino acids. The record is from RefSeq and is a predicted model, not a curated record. NCBI's taxonomy places the organism in Eukaryota, Metazoa, Chordata, Actinopteri, Blenniiformes, Blenniidae.
GGUCCGUUUCACAUGUCUGCUGAUGAACCGGUGCAGGCUGUAGGAAGAUUUCGUAACACAACAUUGUUUAACAGAUUUGAGAGGCGUUCACGUUAUCUGUUUUCUGCAGUGCCAUUAGGGGCGUUCAGAGCUCUGAUAAAUUUAUUCACCUAGGGUGUAAGCUGAGGGAACUGCCCAGCUUUCCAUCACCAGUCGGCUAGCUGAGGAAGCUAACAGCAGUUAGCUGUAGUUACUGUUUAGAUUAGUACGCUUACCAUGGGCGAGGAGAAUAACGACAAGCCUGUGCAGACAGACACCGAGAGCGCCGGUGCUGGGGAAAAUGGAGAAACGAUGGACAGCAGUGUGAAAUACUACACAUUAGAGGACAUCCAGGCGCACAAUAUGAGCAAUGACACAUGGCUCAUCAUCCACGAUAAAGUAUACGACAUAACAAGUUUCCUCGAAGAGCACCCUGGAGGUGAGGAGGUUUUGCUGGAGCAGGCAGGCGCUGAUGCUUCAGAAAGUUUUGAGGAUGUUGGUCAUUCCAUGGAUGCCAGAGAGAUGCUCCAGCAGUACUACGUUGGAGAGCUUCACAUGGACGACAGGAAAAAGAGCACUGCCAAGGAUGUACCAGUCACAAAUUCAAGUGAAUCGAGUUCCUGGACCAUGUGGUUGCUACCCGCGGUGGCUGCAGCUGUCGUUGGCAUUGUGUACCGCUAUUAUGUGUUUGAACACAAGUCCUCUUGAGUGCGAGCAUCCUGUUUUUUUCAUCCAAUUCUUUUAAUCUGGAGGCCUUGAAAUGUUUGACCAAACCCUCCGCGCACUGAACGCACACGAGUGUUGGCAUCGCCUGCAACAAGAAGAGAGAGAACAGUUUGAUAAAGUACUUUAGUCCUUGUCCAUUUAUAGAAGGCCCUCAAUAGAUAGCCGGACCGAGACUUUAUUAAAUUGUCUGCCUUCCUUCACUUUGUUUUUCGGCUUUUGUCACUAUGCCUGUUGUCAUUAAUGUUAAAUGUUGUCUUUAACUUAAACUUUCAUAUGCAUUUGAGUUAGUUUGAUCUCCAGAUGUUCAGAACCCAUUUGCCUCUUCUCAUAUAUUUGUCAUUGUUACAAAAAAGAUGCAUAAACUGAAGGAGACAUUCGAUAUGCGGCAUUGUGAUAAAAUCAGGAUAAUUCUUUGUCACUGUUCUACUUUUUAUACUGGUUGAUAGUUUCCAUAAACAGAGUAUUUCCUUAGGCUUGAUUAAGUAGUCACAUUCAGCAUGAUAAAACCUUCCAUAAGGCAUAAGUGGAUUUUAUCGCCUCCCUCAUACAGUUAUGUUCUUAAUCAGUUCUAAAUUGCGCUUUGCUUGAUUGCAAACCCAUGAUCUCUCCCAGUUUUGUAAAUGCAUUGUCAACAUUUGUGUUUAUUUCUUUUUGCAAAUUGUUCUAAAUUCUAUUGUAUCACGAAUUAUUUAAGAUGACCAUGUGUUUUGAUUCCCCCCCCCCCCCCCCCUUUUAUUCCCUUCAGUCUUUUUGGGGAUUUGUGUAAAUGUUUAACAUGCCUGAUCAUUUGAAUAUAUGAAAAGUAAGAGUCUCAUUACCCAGAUAUAACAGACGGUAGCGAAUGGCAGACAUUAUACCUUUGAAACAUAACAGCUUCUGUUAUUUGUCUUGAAAUUCUAUUUUCUUUUUUCUGCAUUAUGCGAUUGUUAUUUAACUGAUGCUUUUUCACUGCAUUUUUCAAUGUUAUGCAUCCUCAUUUUACAUUUUGGGGGAAUAGUGUGUGUGUGCGUGUGCGUGUGUGUGUGUGUGCGUGUGACUGAUACAAGAGCAUUGGAGUUGUCCUCAGUGAAAUCUGGUGUGUGUUUUGUGUUCGGGUGCUGUUCUGGGACUUACCAGAUGAUGUGAAAGAUCAGCAUUGGGUAUCAGUCCAUAAUUGGUUAUUGUACAAGGUAAUAAUGAAACCUAACUAUAUAUUUAUGAAUUCUCCAGGUUGCUAAUUUGGCUCCUGAAAAAAAUGCUUGGGCUUAAGUAUCUUUACAUUAUAAUAUUUAUACAAAAUCAACAGAUUUAAUAGGUAUAUAAGAUAUCUUAUGUUCCAUGUUUGAAAAUGUAUUUACCUACUAGGAAGAUCAUUUAAAAUCCUUUUACCACCUGUCAAUUCUUAAAAGUUUCUGAGAACUUGCUGCUAUUUUCACAUGUGAUGACAUGCUGAUAUAUGAAAGUUCAAUUGGAUUUUACAGCUGAUAGAAACAUUUGCAUUUCAACUGCCAUUGCCUGUCAAUAAAAGUCUCUUUGGGGAAAAAAAAC